Rhizopus microsporus ATCC 52813 is the source of this 1467-nucleotide messenger RNA. Its product is annotated as TIM44 subunit of mitochondria import inner membrane translocase. Gene Ontology annotation, biological process: protein import into mitochondrial matrix. The coding region runs from base 85 to 1347 and encodes 420 amino acids. Gene Ontology annotation, cellular component: mitochondrial inner membrane. Gene Ontology annotation, molecular function: protein-folding chaperone binding. The record is from RefSeq and is a predicted model, not a curated record. The transcript is spliced from 6 exons. Lineage: Eukaryota; Fungi; Mucoromycota; Mucoromycetes; Mucorales; Rhizopodaceae.
CAGUAAGCCACAGAGCAAACCACACACAUACACUUUUUUUUUCUUUAUUUUAUAUUUCCGUGUGGGAAAAAAAAGAAAAGAGCAAUGUAUAGAGCCUUACUGUCUACUGCCGCUAAUCGACACAUCAUCGUCCGUCCUGUACGUGGAUCUGUUCGUCACUACAGCUCACCAUUCAAGGUGUUUAUGGAUACUUUAAAAGAACAAAUCAAAAAAGACAAGGAUAUCAAGACACUGCAGGACGAAUCAGGUCGUUUGACUGAAAGCGAUGCUUUGAAGAAAGCCAAAGAGAUGCUUGAAAAGGCCAAGGCACAGCAAUCAGCUCAGUCUGAACGAUUAAAGCAAGCAACAGAAAAGAUUAGCAAAGCUGCCGAAAAGGUAGGCUCUCAAGUCAAUGAAUCUUUCAAGAAGGCAGCCGAAACCGAGUUUGCCAAGGACACAUCUGAAAAAAUCAAGAAAGCCGCCGAAUCGAUCAACAAGACGGCUGAGCCCUUGAAGAAGAGCCCUACGGUCGAAAAGAUUUCGGAUUCGUUCAAGACGGUCAUAAAGGAUGAGAGUGGUAGAUAUACUGGUUUUGUUGAUAAGGAAACGAGAAGAAAGAUGCGUGAAGAAGCACAAAAGACACAACAGACGACACAAAAGACAGUGGCCGAGAAUCCUGAGGCUGGUGCACAUAUGGUACUUCAUAAGGAUUCUAAAUGGAAAGAGAGUUGGUCAAAGUUUAAGGAAGAGAGUCCUAUCAUGCAAGGUAUCUUUAGAGCAAGAAAGAAUUAUGAGGAAUCCGAUAAUUUGUUUAUUUCCUAUACGCGUGCAUUCACUGAUCGUGUUUCAGAUGCAUUUGGUUCCAUUUUUGAAGAAUCAGAUCAAGCACAGGCCAUUCGUGCUUUCCAAAUGAUUGAUCCUACUUUCAACAUGGACAAGUUCAUGGUCGAUGCUCGUACAUAUAUUGUUCCUGAAUUGAUGGAAGCUUAUUUGAAGGGUGAUGUAGAUACAUUGAAGCUCUGGUGCUCAGAAGCAACAUACAAUGUCUUGACAGCUGUGAUCCAAGCUCAAGUACAACAAGGAUUAAUUAGUGACUGCAAGAUUCAAGAUUUACGUGAUAUUGAAUUGGUUGCAGCCAAGAUUUUAGAAAAUGAUGUACCUGUCCUUGUCUUAUCUUUCCGUACACAAGAGAUCAUUGUAUUCCGUAAUGCCAGAACUGGUGAAAUAGCUUAUGGCAAAGAGGAUUUAAUCGAACAAGUCACGUAUGCUUGUGUAUUAACCAAGGAACCAGAAGAUCUUCAAAACCCCGUGACGAACGGAUGGCGAAUUAUUGAUAUGGCCAAGCAUGACUCUAGACCUGUUUGGUAAAAUGUACAUAUAGAGAUAGAAUUAUUACAUAAGCGAGUAUCUAUUUUUUUCAUAUGACACGCUUAUAAAAUGAAAUUAUAAACAACAAUGGGGGUAAACCUAUAAAUGGAUUUGUAGCAC